UCUCUCUCUGCCCGCACUCUCUACACACUUUAGCGAGAGAGAGAGAGGCGCACACAGGUGUUAGGCUCCGUUCUAAAAACCUAAGCUACCUUUAAACAGCUCUUCAACACUGGCGCACGACAUACACAAGCUCACAAAUUACAUAUAUACCGAUCUGCUAAUUGGUUGGAAGAGGUUUUAAGUUUCAGUUGAAUCCUGAGCUAAACUACCAUGUGGAACAAUAAUGGAGAGGCGCAUAUCGCGCCGCCGGGGACUGGUGGUCCGCCGGUACCUCCACCACCUGUCCCGGCACAGCCUUCAUAUACUGUGCUUGCACCGCAAACACCUCCAACGCCGGCCGAGGCGGAGGCCAAGCUGGAAGAAAAGGCACGUAAAUGGCAGCAGCUUAAUACGAAGAGGUACAGCGAUAAGAGGAAGUUUGGAUUCGUUGAGACGCAGAAAGAAGACAUGCCGCCGGAGCAUGUCAGGAAAAUUAUCAGAGAUCAUGGGGACAUGUCCUCCAAGAAAUAUCGUCACGAUAAACGUGUGUAUCUUGGAGCACUUAAAUUCAUACCACAUGCGGUUUACAAGCUUCUUGAGAAUAUGCCGAUGCCCUGGGAGCAGGUUCGUGAUGUGAAGGUUCUAUACCAUAUCACUGGGGCAAUCACUUUUGUGAAUGAAAUUCCAUGGGUUGUUGAACCUAUUUAUUUAGCUCAGUGGGGUACAAUGUGGAUCAUGAUGAGAAGAGAGAAGAGGGAUCGACGCCACUUUAAGAGAAUGCGGUUUCCACCAUUUGAUGAUGAGGAACCUCCAUUGGACUAUGCUGAUAAUUUGUUAGACGUUGAUCCUCUAGAGCCUAUUCAAUUGGAGAUGGAUGAAGAAGAAGAUUCUGCAGUAUACACUUGGUUUUAUGACCAUAAGCCCCUUGUCAAAACAAAGCUUAUCAAUGGUCCAAGUUACAGGAAGUGGCAUCUCUCCCUUCCUAUCAUGGCAACUCUUCAUCGGCUGGCAGGACAGCUCCUAUCAGAUCUAAUUGAUCGCAAUUAUUUCUACUUGUUUGACAUGGAGUCAUUCUUUACAGCUAAAGCCUUAAACAUGUGCAUACCUGGUGGUCCUAAAUUUGAGCCUUUGUAUCGUGACAUGGAGAAGGGGGAUGAAGAUUGGAAUGAGUUCAAUGACAUUAACAAGCUCAUUAUUCGGUCACCUCUCAGGACAGAGUACAGAAUUGCAUUCCCUCAUCUUUAUAACAAUAGGCCCAGGAAAGUUAAGCUUUGUGUGUAUCACACUCCCAUGGUCAUGUUCAUUAAAGCUGAGGAUCCUGAUUUACCUGCUUUCUAUUAUGAUCCAUUGAUACAUCCUAUAACCUCCACCAACAAGGAACGGCGAGAAAAGAAGGCUUAUGAUGAUGAUGAGGAUGAUGAUUUCCUUUUGCCGGAAGGAGUUGAACCUUUUCUGCAUGACACUCAGCUUUAUACAGACACCACAGCUGCUGGUAUUUCCCUGUUAUUUGCACCACGACCAUUUAACAUGAGAUCUGGUCGUAUGCGACGAGCAGAAGAUAUACCCCUUGUGUCUGAGUGGUACAAGGAGCACUGUCCUCCUUCAUAUCCAGUGAAAGUUAGGGUUAGCUAUCAGAAACUGUUGAAAUGCUUUGUUUUGAAUGAGUUGCAUCAUAGGCCACCCAAAGCGCAGAAGAAGAAGCACUUGUUCCGGUCUCUAGCUGCAACCAAAUUCUUCCAAACAACAGAACUUGAUUGGGCUGAAGCAGGUUUACAAGUUUGUAAGCAGGGGUACAACAUGCUGAACCUGUUGAUACACAGGAAAAAUUUGAAUUACCUUCAUCUUGAUUACAAUUUUAACUUAAAGCCUGUGAAAACCCUUACUACGAAAGAACGUAAGAAAUCUCGGUUUGGUAAUGCUUUUCAUCUCUGCCGUGAAAUCCUGCGUUUGACAAAGCUUGUUGUUGAUGCCAAUAUCCAGUUCCGGCUGGGUAAUGUCGAUGCAUUCCAGCUGGCUGAUGGUCUGCAAUAUACAUUUUCCCAUGUUGGUCAGUUGACUGGCAUGUAUCGCUACAAGUAUAGGCUGAUGCGACAGAUUAGAAUGUGCAAAGACUUGAAGCAUUUGAUAUAUUACCGCUUCAAUACUGGUCCAGUAGGGAAAGGACCUGGCUGUGGGUUCUGGGCACCGAUGUGGAGAGUAUGGUUGUUUUUCCUUCGUGGCAUUGUGCCUCUUCUAGAAAGGUGGUUAGGAAAUCUCCUUGCACGACAAUUUGAAGGCCGCCAUUCAAAAGGCACGGCUAAGACUGUUACAAAGCAACGUGUUGAGAGUCACUUUGAUUUGGAGCUUCGUGCUGCUGUCAUGCAUGAUGUGCUUGAUGCCAUGCCAGAGGGCAUUAAGCAAAAUAAAGCUAGAACCAUACUACAGCACCUAAGUGAGGCCUGGCGUUGUUGGAAAGCCAACAUUCCCUGGAAGGUUCCUGGCUUGCCAGUUCCUAUUGAAAACAUGAUUCUUCGAUAUGUUAAGUCAAAGGCAGACUGGUGGACAAAUGUUGCUCACUAUAAUCGUGAGCGUAUAAGAAGAGGUGCGACUGUUGAUAAGACAGUUUGUCGAAAAAAUCUAGGAAGAUUGACUCGCCUUUGGCUAAAGGCAGAACAGGAACGGCAACACAAUUAUUUGAAAGAUGGUCCAUAUGUCACACCAGAAGAAGCAGUUGCCAUUUAUACGACAACUGUGCAUUGGCUGGAGUCCAGAAAGUUUUCUCCCAUUCCUUUCCCUCCACUAUCUUACAAGCAUGACACCAAGCUACUUAUCCUUGCUUUGGAAAGGUUGAAGGAGUCAUAUAGCGUGGCUGUCAGAUUAAACCAACUGCAGAGAGAAGAACUGGGUCUCAUUGAACAGGCGUAUGAUAAUCCGCAUGAGGCUUUGUCAAGGAUUAAACGGCACCUGCUUACUCAGCGUGCCUUCAAAGAAGUUGGCAUAGAGUUCAUGGAUUUGUAUAGUGCUUUGAUUCCGGUUUAUGAAAUUGAGCCUCUUGAAAAAAUAACAGAUGCAUAUCUUGACCAAUAUCUUUGGUAUGAAGGUGACAAGCGCCACCUCUUUCCAAACUGGAUUAAGCCUGCAGAUUCCGAGCCUCCACCAUUGCUUGUUUAUAAAUGGUGUCAGGGUAUAAACAAUUUGCAGGGUAUCUGGGACACAGGUGAGGGGCAGUGUGUAGUUAUGCUACAAACAAAGUUUGAGAAGUUCUUUGAAAAGAUUGACUUGACCAUGUUAAACAGGCUUCUUCGUUUGGUGCUUGAUCACAAUAUUGCGGAUUAUGUCACUGCAAAGAACAAUGUUGUGUUGUCCUACAAAGAUAUGAGCCACACAAACUCAUAUGGUUUGAUACGUGGGUUGCAGUUUGCUUCCUUUGUUGUACAAUAUUAUGGACUUGUGCUAGAUCUCUUACUUCUUGGAUUGACUCGAGCCAGUGAGAUUGCUGGUCCACCACAAAUGCCAAAUGAAUUCAUCACUUAUUGGGAUACAAAAGUUGAGACAAGGCACCCAAUUCGAUUAUAUUCUAGGUAUAUAGACAGGUUGCAUAUAUUAUUCCGCUUCACUCAUGAAGAGGCUCGAGAUCUCAUCCAGCGAUAUCUUACUGAGCAUCCCGAUCCUAACAAUGAAAACAUGGUUGGGUAUCAAAACAAGAAAUGCUGGCCCAGAGAUGCAAGAAUGAGGCUUAUGAAACAUGAUGUAAAUCUCGGGAGAAGUGUAUUUUGGGAUAUGAAGAACCGUCUCCCUCGAAGCAUCACAACUUUGGAGUGGGAGAACAGCUUUGUUUCUGUUUACAGCAAGGACAAUCCAAACUUGCUUUUCAGCAUGUGUGGGUUUGAAGUUCGGAUACUUCCUAAAAUAAGGAUGACUCAGGAAGCAUUCAGCAAUACCAGAGAUGGUGUUUGGAAUUUGCAAAAUGAGCAGACUAAGGAGCGAACAGCUGUUGCUUUCCUACGAGUUGAUGAUGAGCACAUGAAGGUGUUUGAGAAUCGUGUGAGGCAGAUCCUUAUGUCUUCAGGGUCAACUACUUUCACAAAAAUUGUCAACAAAUGGAAUACGGCUCUGAUAGGUUUGAUGACUUACUUCCGCGAAGCUACUGUGCAUACUCAAGAGUUACUAGAUUUGCUGGUUAAAUGUGAAAACAAAAUCCAAACUCGUAUUAAGAUUGGUUUAAACUCAAAGAUGCCGAGCCGAUUUCCUCCUGUCAUUUUCUACACGCCAAAAGAAAUUGGAGGACUUGGCAUGCUAUCGAUGGGCCACAUAUUGAUCCCACAAAGUGAUCUGCGAUAUAGCCAGCAGACAGAUGUUGGUGUAACUCACUUCAGGAGUGGAAUGAGUCAUGAAGAAGACCAACUGAUUCCAAAUCUUUAUCGCUAUAUUCAGCCAUGGGAGAGUGAGUUCAUCGAUUCGCAGCGUGUCUGGGCGGAAUAUGCCCUUAAGAGGCAGGAAGCACAGGCACAAAAUAGGCGUCUUACCCUAGAAGAUUUGGAAGAUUCUUGGGAUAGGGGAAUUCCGCGUAUUAAUACCUUAUUUCAGAAGGACCGUCAUACUCUUGCAUAUGACAAAGGAUGGAGAGUGCGCACUGAUUUCAAGCAAUACCAAGUUCUGAAGCAGAAUCCUUUCUGGUGGACUCACCAGAGGCAUGAUGGGAAACUCUGGAACUUGAACAAUUACCGAACUGAUGUUAUACAAGCUCUGGGUGGUGUUGAGGGAAUUCUUGAGCAUACUUUGUUCAAAGGAACAUAUUUCCCAACUUGGGAAGGUCUCUUUUGGGAGAAGGCAUCUGGGUUUGAAGAAUCAAUGAAGUACAAGAAGCUUACAAAUGCUCAAAGAUCUGGUCUCAAUCAAAUUCCCAAUCGAAGAUUUACCCUUUGGUGGUCACCCACAAUAAAUAGGGCCAAUGUCUAUGUGGGUUUUCAAGUGCAAUUAGAUCUAACCGGCAUCUUCAUGCAUGGAAAGAUCCCAACCUUGAAGAUUUCAUUGAUUCAGAUAUUCCGAGCUCAUCUGUGGCAAAAGAUUCAUGAGAGUGUUGUGAUGGAUCUGUGCCAAGUCUUAGAUCAGGAGUUGGAUGCUCUGGAAAUUGAAACCGUGCAAAAGGAAACAAUUCAUCCAAGGAAGAGUUACAAGAUGAACAGCUCCUGUGCUGACGUUCUCCUAUUUGCGGCUCACAGGUGGCCUAUGUCAAAGCCAAGUCUUGUGGCAGAGUCAAAAGAUGUGUUUGAUCAGAAAGCCAGCAAUAAAUAUUGGAUAGAUGUACAGCUCAGGUGGGGUGACUAUGACUCUCAUGAUAUUGAGCGUUAUACCCGGGCCAAAUUUAUGGAUUACACAACGGAUAACAUGUCUAUAUAUCCAUCUCCAACUGGGGUUAUGAUUGGGCUUGAUCUGGCAUACAACUUGCAUUCUGCAUUUGGUAACUGGUUUCCUGGAUCAAAACCACUGCUAGCUCAGGCCAUGAAUAAAAUAAUGAAGUCAAACCCAGCUUUGUAUGUCUUGAGGGAGCGGAUAAGGAAAGGUUUGCAGUUGUAUUCUUCUGAGCCUACAGAACCUUAUUUGUCAUCCCAAAACUACGGUGAGAUCUUCAGCAAUCAGAUUAUAUGGUUUGUUGAUGACACCAAUGUGUAUCGUGUUACAAUUCACAAGACAUUUGAGGGAAACCUUACAACAAAACCCAUAAAUGGUGCAAUAUUUAUAUUCAAUCCAAGAACUGGCCAGCUGUUUCUGAAGGUCAUCCACACUAGUGUAUGGGCAGGACAGAAGCGUCUUGGGCAACUUGCUAAGUGGAAAACUGCUGAAGAAGUUGCAGCUCUUGUACGGUCUCUGCCUGUUGAAGAACAACCAAAACAAAUUAUUGUGACUCGUAAAGGGAUGCUUGAUCCAUUGGAGGUUCACUUGCUUGAUUUCCCAAAUAUAGUUAUUAAAGGAAGUGAGUUGCAGUUGCCAUUCCAAGCAUGCUUGAAGAUAGAGAAAUUUGGUGAUCUGAUUUUGAAGGCAACAGAGCCACAAAUGGUUCUGUUCAAUAUUUACGAUGAUUGGCUGAAGAGCAUCUCAUCAUACACUGCAUUUUCCCGACUUAUUUUGAUCCUUCGUGCACUUCAUGUGAAUAAUGAGAAGGCAAAGAUGCUACUCAAGCCUGAUAAAACCAUCAUUACUGAGCCGCACCAUAUAUGGCCUUCUCUCACUGAUGAUCAAUGGAUGAAGGUUGAGGUUGCUUUAAGGGAUCUCAUACUUUCAGACUAUGCCAAGAAAAACAAUGUAAACACCUCAGCGCUGACACAGUCUGAGAUCCGUGAUAUUAUUCUUGGUGCUGAGAUUACUCCUCCUUCUCAACAAAGGCAACAGAUAGCAGAGAUAGAGAAACAGGCCAAAGAAGCCAGUCAGUUAACAGCAGUCACAACAAGGACAACAAAUGUGCAUGGUGAUGAACUCAUCGUCACCACAACUAGUCCCUAUGAGCAGGCUGCAUUUGGUUCCAAAACCGAUUGGCGUGUCCGAGCAAUAUCAGCUACAAAUCUCUACCUUCGGGUCAAUCACAUAUAUGUCAAUUCGGAAGAUAUUAAGGAAACGGGAUAUACUUAUAUCAUGCCCAAGAACAUUUUGAAGAAAUUUAUCUGCAUAGCAGAUUUGCGUACUCAAAUAGCUGGGUACCUUUAUGGUAUUAGUCCCCCAGAUAACCCUCAGGUGAAGGAGAUCCGGUGUAUUGCCAUGCCACCACAGUGGGGUACUCAUCAACAAGUUCAUCUCCCGUCAGCACUCCCUGAGCAUGAUUUCCUCAAUGAUCUGGAGCCCUUGGGAUGGAUGCACACCCAACCAAAUGAGCUUCCUCAGUUAUCACCACAGGAUCUGACAAAUCAUGCUCGGAUUUUAGAGAACAACAAGCAAUGGGAUGGGGAGAAGUGCAUCAUCUUGACUUGCAGUUUUACUCCUGGAUCAUGCUCAUUAACUGCAUAUAAGCUUACCCCGAGUGGGUAUGAGUGGGGUCGUGUCAACAAGGACACUGGAAGCAAUCCUCAUGGUUACUUGCCAACUCAUUAUGAGAAGGUCCAGAUGCUAUUGAGUGAUCGUUUCCUUGGUUUCUAUAUGGUUCCUGAUAAUGGGCCAUGGAAUUACAAUUUCAUGGGGGUGAAGCAUACAGUGAGCAUGAAAUACGGAAUCAAGCUGGGGACACCAAGGGAGUAUUACCACGAGGACCAUAGACCAACCCACUACCUGGAGUUCAGCAACUUGGAGGAGGGUGACGUUGCUGAGGGUGACCGGGAAGAUACCUUCACUUAAAGUUGGACACUGUUGUGUAAUUUUUAAUCCGAGUUGAGCACUAGUUUUAACCCAAGUAUGAAUUUUUCUGCUUGGUGAAAGAAACUCUAGUUUUGCAGUACUACUUGUAUGAUACAUGUUUAGAUAAUUGUUGUAAAUCUUCGACGAGGGUCUUUAUGAGCUGUACAUAUGUGUUCUAGGAAUUGAAGUCUACACCUUGAAAUUA
Molecule: messenger RNA, 7486 nt
Organism: Manihot esculenta (cassava)
Lineage: Eukaryota; Viridiplantae; Streptophyta; Magnoliopsida; Malpighiales; Euphorbiaceae
Product: pre-mRNA-processing-splicing factor 8A
Exons: 23
Coding region: 211-7281 (2356 amino acids)
Biological process (GO): mRNA splicing, via spliceosome; spliceosomal tri-snRNP complex assembly
Cellular component (GO): catalytic step 2 spliceosome; U5 snRNP
Molecular function (GO): metallopeptidase activity; U1 snRNA binding; U2 snRNA binding
Source: RefSeq, a predicted model, not a curated record